Messenger RNA from Dothidotthia symphoricarpi CBS 119687, 1884 nucleotides. RefSeq names its product putative AP-1 adaptor complex subunit MU. NCBI's taxonomy places the organism in Eukaryota, Fungi, Ascomycota, Dothideomycetes, Pleosporales, Dothidotthiaceae. The transcript has 4 exons. Gene Ontology annotation, biological process: intracellular protein transport; vesicle-mediated transport. Gene Ontology annotation, cellular component: clathrin-coated vesicle; clathrin adaptor complex. The coding region runs from base 132 to 1472 and encodes 446 amino acids. The record is from RefSeq and is a predicted model, not a curated record. Gene Ontology annotation, molecular function: clathrin-cargo adaptor activity.
UUCGACUCUGGCAUCACCGCUGGGCUAAACAAUAACGUCUGCACGCCGUCGCGAGUUUCCUACCUUACGAACAAUGCUCCGGUAGACGAGCCAUAUACUCCCUCCCCUGCUGGCCAUCUCCUUCCUUCACAAUGGCGUCGGCGUUAUUCUUUCUCGACCUCAAGGGCAAGACCCUUCUGGCGCGCAACUACAGGGGAGAUAUCCCCAUGUCAGCUGUCGAGAAGUUCCCCGUACUGCUCAGCGAGGCCGAAGAAGAGAACUCCGCCGUCCCGCCAUGCUUCUCCAACGAGGGCAUCAACUACCUCUACAUCCGCCACAACAACCUGUACCUUCUCGCCCUCACAAAACGAAAUUCAAACGCCGCCGAGAUUCUACUGUUCUUGCACAAGAUAGUCGAGGUCUUCACCGAGUACUUCAAGGAGCUUGAGGAGGAGAGCAUACGCGACAACUUUGUCGUCAUCUAUGAGCUGUUGGACGAGAUGAUGGACUUUGGCUACCCACAAACGACCGAGACGAAGAUAUUGCAAGAGUACAUCACACAGGAAUCGCACAAGCUCGAGGUCCAGCCACGUGCGCCCAUUGCAGUCACCAACGCAGUCAGCUGGCGAAGCGAGGGUAUCCGCUACCGCAAGAACGAGGUGUUUCUUGACGUUGUCGAGUCUCUCAACCUUCUUGUUUCUGCGACCGGCAAUGUACUACGGUCUGAGAUCCUGGGCGCUGUCAAGAUGAAGUGUUAUCUGUCGGGCAUGCCUGAGCUGCGCUUAGGGCUGAACGACAAGGCCAUGUUCGAGACAACAGGAAGAGCAACGCGGGGAAAGGCAGUUGAGAUGGAGGAUGUCAAGUUCCACCAGUGCGUGCGGUUGUCGAGAUUUGAGAACGACAGGACCAUCAGCUUUAUCCCACCAGACGGCGAGUUCGAGUUGAUGAGCUACCGAUUGAACACACAGGUGAAGCCGUUGAUUUGGGUCGAGUGCAUAGUUGAGAGCCAUUCUGGUAGUAGGAUAGAGUAUAUGUUGAAGGCGAAAGCACAGUUUAAGCGGCGCAGCACAGCCAACAACGUCCAAAUCUCAAUACCUGUCCCCGAAGAUGUAGACUCACCACGGUUCCGCACAAAUAUCGGUACCGUACACUAUGCACCCGAAACAUCUUCGAUAGUAUGGAAGAUUAAGCAGUUUGGCGGUGGCAAAGAAUUUCUCAUGCGCGCAGAGCUCAACCUGCCAUCUGUGCGCGGUGACGACGAAAAGGGUGGCGGCAUGAUGGGUGGAUUUGGAGGUAGCAUGGGUGGUGUUGGAGGUGGGAAAGCGAAGAGACCAAUCAACGUCAAGUUUGAGAUACCAUAUUUCACCACGUCUGGCAUCCAGGUCCGGUAUUUGAAGAUCAUUGAACCCAAGCUGCAAUAUCCCUCGCUGCCUUGGGUGCGAUACAUUACACAGUCAGGCGAUAUCGCUGUGCGAUUACCGGACGUGGCUUAGUGUAUAUUGAACAAGUACUUGACGACGAUAAAUAUACCAAUGCAAAUAUGAAGCACAUGAGCGCGUCAUUAGUUCACUCCAAGCUUAUCCUCCUCACCGUACAGAAGUCUUAGCUUACGUGUAUUGUGUGGUGUAUAAGACGAAGUCGCGAACGAAGACGUCAGCGGUUUUACACGACCAACACCCGAAUAUUGAGCGUGAGUCGUCGUUAUGGAAGUAGUUUGACAUGGAGUCUGACGAUACGGCUGUGGCUACAAUCUUUGAUUCGAUGGUGUAGUUUGAGGAAGCACAUCGGCAAGCUCCAGAUUGAUCUCGUGUAAACCAAAAUUGUACUUCAAGAUUGCAAGUAGAUAUGACUAAGUUGCAUUGUGGGGUGGUGUCUCAUCAAUGAGCACAAAAGAUUGAUUAGACA